Tauraco erythrolophus (red-crested turaco) is the source of this 867-nucleotide messenger RNA. The record is from RefSeq and is a predicted model, not a curated record. NCBI's taxonomy places the organism in Eukaryota, Metazoa, Chordata, Aves, Musophagiformes, Musophagidae.
AUGAGCUCCCGUGGCUUAGCUCUGGCACCUCCAGCCAAGAACGUCGUGGUGUAUCGCAACGGUGACCCCUUCUUCCCUGGGAGGAAGUUUGUGGUGAACCAGCGGCGGUUCCUGACCUUCGAGGCGUUUCUGAACGAGGUGACCACGAGCAUUCGUGCACCCUUGGCUGUGAGGAACCUCUACACGCCCAGGCACGGCCGCCGCGUCGCUGAGCUGGGGGACCUGCAGGAUGGGUGCCAGUAUGUGGCUGCGGGCUUUGAAAAGUUCAAAAGGCUCGACUACUUAAAUCCUGGAAGGAAGGUGCAACGUGGGAUGAGGAACAGCCAGGGUCUGCAGUUCCGCACUGCAGCUCCCUGGAAGUCGGACGUCUUGGCGCGACGGCAGAAGCAUGCCCACCUGCCCUGCGUGAUACAUGUUUUCCGGAAUGGGGAUUUGCUGAGCCCUCCCUUCCCACUGCCACUCUCCGAGAGCACUCCGCUGCAGUGGGACGUGCUCCUGGGCACACUGACAAAGAAAGCUGGCCUGCGCAGCGGAGCUGUUCACAAGCUCUGCAGGCUGGAUGGAACCCGGGUGUCUGGCGGAGAGGAGGUGGCGAGCGGCGGUUACUACGUGGCGGUGGGAAAUGAGGAGUACAAAAAACUGCCUUACUUGGAGCUGCUGGUGCCCCGGGAUUCUGCGUGCAGGACGCUGCGGAACCGCCCGAACAGCAGGCGCAAAAAGCACCGCAGAGGGGUAGGUGGCUCGGCUGGCACGGGACUGGAAGAGAGUGUCUAUAAAGCCAGAGAUCCCAGGAAGGAGAUGCGAGGUGCCCAGGAAACAAAAGAGGAUGAACGCACAAGGGUGGAUGUCCCCAUUGACCAGGUAUGA